Messenger RNA from Hydractinia symbiolongicarpus, 1228 nucleotides. RefSeq names its product arpin-like. Lineage: Eukaryota; Metazoa; Cnidaria; Hydrozoa; Anthoathecata; Hydractiniidae. The record is from RefSeq and is a predicted model, not a curated record. Gene Ontology annotation, biological process: negative regulation of actin nucleation. The transcript is spliced from 6 exons. The coding region runs from base 81 to 788 and encodes 235 amino acids.
GAGAGAAGCAUUUGUACGAUAUUAUUCUUUUAUUUUAGCACAAAAAUAAUUUACCUCAUGUUCCAGUGUAGUCAUUGAAGAUGAGUCGAGCGCAUAUGUUAUAUGACAACAAAGCAUUGACGACGCUACCUGUAAAAACUACCGUAUGGAAAGGAGGCUGGGAAGAAGGUGUUAUUUUUAAGAGGAAUGGUGGCGUUGGUUUGAUAAUUGAAGGAAAAAUUCGUGGAAAAUCAAGACAUAACAUAGUUGUUGGUAACUCACAUCAUAGAUACUUAACACUUCAUGUUGAAGUUGUGAAAGCAACCAAAAGAAAAUUUGAUCAGCUUGGAAAAGAAAUUGAACCUGAUUUUGGUUCACACAAAAAAGUAAACACUGGAUACCUCUCAUCUUCAUACAAAACUGUCGAAAAGGAGGGCGAGGAUAUCAUCUCAGCAGACAGAUGCGUAGAUUUAUUAAAAUUAACUGAGUUAGAUAACUUAAAUCGAGAGAAAUUAACCAAUUUAAACUUUGUGAAUUUGACCAGUAUAUGGUGUGCAGAAAAAGAAUUAGAAGGGAGAGAACUAGACAAUGGCGCAGAAGUGAGACUCCGAACAAAAGGUGAUGGACCGUAUUUAGAGUCAAUAGUUUGUCUCGAUGAAGAGAAAAUCAGUAAGACAAGUUACAGUACAGGCGAGACAGUGGGUGGAUCAUGGACAGAUAAAGUUUUAAACGUCAAAGACGAAAAAGAGAAGGGAUCACAUCUAACUGAAGAUAGUAAAGCUAUUGAUGAUGAUGAAUGGGGUGAGUAAAAGAAUGGAUCCAUAUUUUUCGCUAUCAAACGCCAUACAAUGUACAUAUAGUAUAUUUUUUAUUUGACAAAAUAUUUUUAUCUAUCCGUGGUAUAAAUUAUCAGUAAAUUUUAUACACUUAUUCAGCUAUCAGCUCCGCCAUUAUUGAAAGAAAGGCCUGGGACAAGUUUAGUGUAGUAAAAAAUCCCCGCAUUGAAAAUUUUUAGGAGAAGACAAGUAAUAGAUCGUAAUCCGUGAUAAUUACAAGUAGUUAUAGCGACCAUGAACAAAACUGAACAGUUACCAGUCUGGUGAACAGAAGCAUGCAUAUAAUGACACAUGAAAUACAAAUGGGCUUAUCCCCUCCAGGCUUAUGGGGAUAACUACGAAGCAGUAAAAUGUCCAGCAACUUUUUUUACAUCACAUAUAUAACACUAGCUGUAAAUAUAUACAUAAUACAC